GCGAUAGGCUGACUCAGAGGCUGAAGAUGGGUGACUUUGCCGCCAACGCCAACCUCCAGCCGAAGGACAAAAAGCCCAACGAGAAGGAGCAGCCAGACAGCUGUCCGAGGCGGCAGCUGCAGGCAACUGCAGCGGCAGCUGCUAAGGCCGUGCAUGUCGAUGGUUCCGAGGCUGAUCAUGAUCAGGGAGGUCCUCCUCCUCCACAUGAUGGAGGAGGUCACCUCCUCGGUGUCGAAGAGGACAACGGCUCGAAGCCGGACAGCUGCAAACGGGAGAAGGUUUCGACGAGCGAAAGCGGGCCAGCAGCUGCGGGAGACGCAAAAGGAACCGGAGGGAUCCGUCUUGACUCCGUCGGAGCUAGUACGGGAAGCAGCACAGCAUCCUCAGCAGAUCGUAAUGCCAACUAUCGAGAUGAGCAAGUGUCGUCCUCCUCCUCUUCGAGCGGAGCUCGUGGGGCCUGCCCACCUCCCGCCGGAAGGCCGUCUGCUGUCGUCGAAACAGGUGGUGUUACUGCCGAUCACAAAAUCGUAGGUGAUGUGUCUCCUCAUGUGGAGACAGGUCCUGUUUACCCGGACAUAAGCGGGCUGAACAUCGGGGCCGUUUCAUCACCGAUUGCAUCCUCGGGGCAAGCUCGAGCGCCAGCUGCUGGCCAGCUGGGGGUAAAGGUGGGAGGAAGCAAGGAAGAGGAGGAGGUACUGGUCGUACUAAGCAAAGGAGAGAAGGUGGUGGUCGUCGACAACAUGGAGAAGCUUGGCCGCUUGCUCACAGCGUUGAAAUCUCUGCGUCCGGCCGUCCGACGUAUCUAUCUCGAUUUCGAAGGGAUCGAUCUAUGCAGAGACGGAAGGAUUUGCAUUGGACAGCUCACCUUUCCCAAUACCGAGGGGCGAGUGUACCUUCUGGACUUCGUCGCCAUGCCCGACAUCCUCUCGACUCUUCCAUCUCCUAGCAGCAGCGCUGAGAAGUCCGAUCUUCCGACUCCGCUCUCUGCGAAGAGAGCUGAUGACAAGGCAAUUGAAGCAGAUAGCUUCACACUGAAGAGCGUGCUGAGGUCGGCAGACUUCGUCAAGUUUUUCUUCGACCCGCGCAACGACGUGGACGCAAUGUAUCACCAGUGCGGUGGGAUCAUGCCAGUCAACGUGGUCUGUCUGCAACUCUGCGACGUGGCCAAGGACAGGCAGUGUGGGCGGAUGAGAUCGAAAGUGAACGGGCUAGCGCGGGCGCUAAGUGACGUUCUCUCGUUUUCUGACCGGCAAAGGUUGACAAAUGCGAAGAACAAGGGGAAGAAACUGUUUGCCCCGGAGUGCGGAGGGACGUAUGAGGUCUUCGCGAGGCGACCGCUGCAUCCUGGCAUAAUCGAGUAUGCAGCCACGGACGUGCUGUUUAUGCCGAACCUCGAAAAGGACUUCUGGACGCCCCUUUCCGAUCAUUGGAAAGCUUGGGUAAAGCGGGAGAGCGAGAAAAGAGUCAACAUGUGUUUGAGACCAUCGCACUGGGGCCAUGGCCGUCAUAACGCCAUUGCCCCCAACUAGCUGCCACCGAUACUCUCUCUCUCUCUCUCUCUCUCUCUCUCUCUCUCUCUCUCUCUCUCUGUGUGUGUGUGUGUGUGUGUGUGUGUGUGUGUGCGGAAAUGCACGUAACUUUGUUUUGUCUGAUUAGCAUUUGCCGAGCAUGGGGGAGUGGAUGGUCACGAGUUGCUUGCGCUCCUCCAAGUAGCUGUGGCUCUACUUUCCGUUUUUGAACAUUCCUGGUAGAUUUUCUGAAUCCAAGGCUGGCUGGUGCUCGAGAACUUCCAGCCAUCCGUCUCUCAGUAAGGCAUGAGCAGUACAGCAGCCUGUUCGC
Messenger RNA from Chara braunii, 1839 nucleotides. The record is from the annotation of a GenBank genome assembly. Lineage: Eukaryota; Viridiplantae; Streptophyta; Charophyceae; Charales; Characeae.